AUGACCGUUUUUGAUAAGAAAAUAUUACAACCAACUAAACCAAUAUCCUAUAGUAUUUUAAAUACACUAGAAUCGUGUGUACCAUUGAAUCCAACUCGAUCAGAUACAAUUCCUUCAACAUUUCCAACAUUACAAUAUAUAACAGAUACACCACUCGUCCUACCUACACCACGAAUUCCAUUCGUUGAUCGACAACAUUCAUUCUCUAUACCUAUUAUAGUAGAUCUACGUACAGUUGAUAUAGAAGCGGAACGUCUACGAGAUUUUGUUCAUGAAAAUAAAAAUGAAUCUAUGUGUCAUAUGAAUUUUAAUGAUGAGAAUGAACAACCCAAAACUCAUGUUCAAGAAACAGUUGAAAUUAUUCCAAUUCCAUUAUCAUGCGAAAGAACAUUUUAUAGUUAUGUUGAUGAUCAUACAGAAAAACGUUUACGUACAUAUAUGAAAUUGAAUCAAGGAGUUUAUAUUAAACUGAAUGAUUAUGGACAAUUAACAAUGAAUGAUCAAACAAUGAAACUAUUUCACGGUUUACAAUAUGAUCAUCGUUUUAAAUUUGAUUUUUAUUCAACAACAUUAUACAUAUUUCCCAAACAACGAAAAGAACGAUUUAUAUCGGAAAUAAAAUAUUAUCCUGAACACAUCACACUCCGCUAUAAAACAACAUUAGAAAUAUUAGCUAAACAACAGUUUCAACAGAGACAAACACAAAUUUAUUAUAGAAUUUAA
Didymodactylos carnosus is the source of this 723-nucleotide messenger RNA. NCBI's taxonomy places the organism in Eukaryota, Metazoa, Rotifera, Eurotatoria, Philodinida, Philodinidae. The record is from the annotation of a GenBank genome assembly.